Aureobasidium pullulans EXF-150 is the source of this 501-nucleotide messenger RNA. RefSeq lists its product as uncharacterized. The record is from RefSeq and is a predicted model, not a curated record. The transcript has a single exon. NCBI's taxonomy places the organism in Eukaryota, Fungi, Ascomycota, Dothideomycetes, Dothideales, Saccotheciaceae. Bases 130 to 423 code for a protein of 97 amino acids.
CUUCUCUGCGCCCACUUCGAGCUGACGAAGCUUCUACCCUUCCUCACGUCACACUCUACCACGACCAUCGAAACCUCUUUGCUACCUUUCUUUUCUUUUUCUUUUUCUCUCGAUUCAUGGUUCCGGCGCAUGCGAACUUGCAAUCAUCAUCUUUACUCUUGCGCUGGACGUUCUUGUAGAUGGACUUUUUUCUUUUCUCUUCUCUUUCCAAAAACUUGGGUGGGUGGCUUUUUGCACUUUUGCACUAUUUGUUGCUUCUGCUCCUAUGCUUGCCUUCUAGCGUUAGUGUUUUCUUCUUGGUUUUUUUUUUUCGAUAUGCAGAUAUGCAGAUUCUUUUUUGAUAUGCAGAUGAUAAAUCCACACUUUUCGAAAACUUUUCACUAUUUGCAAUUCUUUCUCGUUGUUUGGGGUUUCCUUUCGUGAUCAUGGUUCCUUUCUAUGCUUCUUCUUGUGAGAUGCCUCCUUUUUUUCUUGUGUGUGUGUGUGAAAAAGAACUUGGUA